This is a messenger RNA of Parus major (Great Tit), 3987 nucleotides long. It is a transcript of the gene PRDM1, whose product is annotated as PR/SET domain 1. The transcript is spliced from 6 exons. Lineage: Eukaryota; Metazoa; Chordata; Aves; Passeriformes; Paridae. Bases 1 to 2469 code for a protein of 822 amino acids. Gene Ontology annotation, molecular function: RNA polymerase II cis-regulatory region sequence-specific DNA binding; DNA-binding transcription repressor activity, RNA polymerase II-specific; histone deacetylase binding. Gene Ontology annotation, biological process: regulation of transcription by RNA polymerase II; cell fate commitment. Gene Ontology annotation, cellular component: nucleus; cytoplasm. The record is from RefSeq and is a predicted model, not a curated record.
AUGAGGAUUAAAGGCUGUUUUCUUUUUUUCCAGGCUGCUACACAGUGUAGCUCGGACGCUGUGAGUUUCAAGAAUUUGGUGAAAGGGAGAGAGUGGACAAUGAAAAUGGACAUGGAGGAUGCUGACAUGACUCUGUGGACAGAGGCUGAUUUUGAAGAGAAGUGCACAUAUAUUGUAAAUGAUCACCCGCUGGAUCCCAGUGCCGAUGGAGGCACCCUAACUCAGGCAGAGGCUUCCUUGCCAAGGAACUUGACUUUCAAAUACGCAUCUAACUGCAAAGAGGUCACUGGAGUUAUAAGCAAAGAGUACAUCCCAAAAGGAACACGCUUUGGACCCCUGGUAGGAGAGAUCUAUACCAGUGAUACGGUUCCCAAGAAUGCGAACAGAAAAUACUUUUGGCGGAUCUAUUCAAGUGGUGAACUUCAUCACUUCAUUGAUGGAUUUAAUGAGGACAAGAGCAACUGGAUGCGUUAUGUAAACCCUGGCUACUCUGUUCAGGAGCAGAACUUGGCUGCUUGUCAGAAUGGAAUGAACAUCUACUUCUAUACCAUCAAGCCCAUCCCUGCCAACCAAGAGCUGCUUGUGUGGUAUUGCCGAGACUUUGCAGAGAGGCUGCACUAUCCCCCCUCCAGAGAGCUGACAAUGAUGAACCUCACACAAACCCACAUUAAUCCAAAGCAGCACAGCACUGAUAAAGAUGAGCUUUAUCAGAAAAGCGUCCCAAAGAAGGAGCACAGCGUGAAAGAAAUCCUGAAAAUGGAAUCCAAUCCUCCUAAAGGAAAAGACUUCUUUCAGACCAACAUUUCACCAGUUACUCCAGAAAAAGACUUGGAUGAUUUACGUAAGAACUAUAGCCCAGAGAGGUGUUUCUUCCCUCGAGUUGUCUACCCGAUCCGACCUCACAUUCCAGAAGACUAUUUGAAAGCUUCCUUAGCAUACGGCAUGGACAGACCCAGCUACAUUACUCACUCGCCCAUCCAGGCAUCUACUACACCAAGUCCUUCUGGGAGGAGUAGUCCAGACCAAAGUUUAAAAAGUUCAAGUCCUCACAGUAGUCCAGGGGUCACAGUUUCACCUCUGGCACCUACUUCCCAAGAGCACAGAGAGCCAUACUCUUACUUGAACGGAUCAUAUGGCUCAGAAGGAUUGGGGUCUUAUCCUGGAUAUGCACCCCCUGGCCACCUUUCACCUGCCUUUCUACCGUCCUAUAACCCCCAUUACCCCAAAUUCCUGUUACCUCCAUUCAAUAUGAGCUGUAAUAACCUGAGCGCUUUGAACAAUAUCAAUGGCAUCAACAAUUUCAAUCUCUUCCCAAGGAUGUACCCUCUUUAUGGCAACCUGCUCAGCGGAGGUAGCCUUUCCCACCACAUGCUCAACCCCACCACGCUCCCCAGCUCAUUGCCCAGUGAAGGAGGCCGUCGACUGCUGCAGCCUGAUCAUCCGAGAGACUUCCUCAUACCAGCACCCAACAGUGCCUUCUCUAUCACGGGCGCUGCUGCCAGCAUGAAGGACAAGCCAUGCAGCCCUACCAGUGGGUCCCCCACCGCUGGUACAGCAGCCAGUUCGGAACACAUAAUGCAACCUAAACCUACCUCAGUGGUGUUGGCUGCCACCGGCGGUGAAGAAGCCAUGAAUCUCAUUAAAAGUAAGAGGAAUGUGACCGGUUACAAAACACUCCCAUACCCACUGAAAAAGCAGAAUGGGAAGAUCAAGUACGAAUGCAAUGUUUGCUCCAAGACCUUUGGCCAGCUGUCCAAUCUGAAGGUGCACCUCCGAGUACACAGCGGAGAGAGACCAUUUAAAUGCCAGACUUGCAAUAAGGGCUUCACGCAGCUGGCUCACCUCCAGAAGCACUAUCUGGUACACACGGGAGAAAAACCCCAUGAGUGUCAGGUUUGUCACAAGCGGUUCAGCAGCACCAGCAAUCUCAAAACCCACCUGCGGCUCCACUCUGGAGAGAAGCCUUACCAGUGCAAGCUCUGCCCAGCCAAAUUCACCCAGUUUGUGCACCUGAAGCUGCACAAGCGUCUCCACACCCGGGAACGCCCCCAUAAAUGUGUCCACUGCCACAAGAGCUACAUUCACCUCUGCAGCCUCCAGGUCCACCUGAAGGGCAACUGCCCCGUCGCCCCAGCUUCCGGCCUCUCCAUGGAGGACCUGAACAGAAUCAAUGAGGAGAUUGAGAAGUUCGACAUCAGUGACAAUGCUGACAAGCUGGAAGAAGUGGAGGACAAUAUCGACUUAACAUCGAUCGUGGAGAAGGAUAUACUGACCAUGCUCAGGAGGGAAAUGGAGGGAGCUAAUCUGAAAGUCUCUCUACAGAGGAACCUGGGAAAUGGGCUUAUCUCCUCAGGAUGCAACCUUUACGAGUCGUCAGAUAUGUCAGUUAUGAAGUUGCCUCACGGUCACCCACUACCUCUGUUACCUGUAAAGGUCAAGCAAGAAACAAUUGAACCAAUGGACCCUUAAGACUUUUUGGCAAAGUGAUUUUUUUUUUAUUUAUGACUUGGCAAGUCAGGGUGCCUGUAGCAGUUGCUUGUACAUAGUUUCAAUGCUGCAAAGCAAUCUUGGCUUACAGUAGUUUCCCUACGCUCUCCAGCUGAAAGAAGGAACUCCAAAGUUACUGUUUUCUCAGGGCAUAAAAAGGGGCAAAGGACUGUGUAUUGCCUCGCCAGUUACUAAGAGACAAUCAUCUAUCCAUAAUUAUUUUUUCAAUGAUAGUACUUCAUAAUUUAUUAUGCAAUUAAUCAUACUAAAAGCAAUAAUUAGGAAAAUGUUUACAAUGACUGGAAAAAUUCAUUGUAAUUUUUACUUUAAAUGUUUUUAUUUUUUGUUUUAUGGCCAUUCUUUGUAGAUUUUUUUUUCUGCACAUCUGUUUUAAGAACCUAAGAUUAGGGUUUCAGUAAAUGUGUUUUAUGUACCAAUGUCUUUUAAACAAAUGUGGUUUUUCGUAUUGCCAAAGUUGGACAUGUGACAUACAGAAUCCUAGAUCUGUUGGUUUGACAAAAAAUGCUGUGUACUUUCAUGAGCAAAUCACCCCACUGGGAAUUGAAAAGGAAAAAAAAACAAAAAACAAAACAAAAACAAACCAACAACCCAGAGUAGCAGCAAGCAGGGAAGAAACUUUUUCUCCUGCCUCUCUGAGGAGAGGAGAAAGAUUCUUCUACCUGCAGCUCUCCGUGGAACAGAUGUGGCACAGCACACACCAACCUGCCAUGGACAAUACCACAUGUUUUUAGAACACAGCUCCAGCCCCACACAUUGUCAUGUAACUUUAAGACCAAAGGAAUACAUGAGCUUAAAGUGGCUUCUCCAAAAUAAAAUCUCACUUACAGUCUUCUGUUUCCACAAGUAGUUUAAAAGCAAAGACACAAAUAAUAUUCUGCCUAAAAGGGGGGGUUUGGGCAGAUUUCUUUCUUCUGAUUUUUGUUUUAUUUUGGGGUUUUUUGGCCAGAGCCUUCCAGGGAUAAAAAAAAAGAAAGAUGGUCAGAUUCCCUGAGAAAGAAGGGGUUCAGUUUUACUUGUAUUUUUCUCUCCCACUUUGCCUGGGUAGAAGUGGGGAACAAAGUCCUUUCCUGGCACAUAAAUUUUUUUCGUCCUUCCUGUACGACUCAGAUUUUUCUCAGUAUUUGUGUUUGUACAUUUUGUGGUUAAUUUAAUUAAAGAAGAAAAGGGCAUUGCAAAGUUGUUGAACAACAAUUACCUCAGUGCUUGUGUCCAGUGGUGCAGACAAUGCUGUUUUACUUAAAUGCUUUGCUACUUUAGAGAAGAAACCAAAAUGUGCACAGGGAAAGAUAGAAUGCACAUCCUUUUAUCUUUUUGUUUUGCUAAGCCCAAAGAUGAUAUGGUGACGUUUGAGGUGUAGCAAAGAAUACAUGUAUAUUUAUAGAUAUAUUUAUACCACUAUACAAUAUAUGUAUAUGUAUAUAUAUUUAUACCACUUAAGUUGUGAGCCAAACCAUGUAAUAAAACCUAUUUUUCAUCUAA